Messenger RNA from Triticum urartu, 1500 nucleotides. Its product is annotated as AP2/ERF and B3 domain-containing protein Os05g0549800. The record is from RefSeq and is a predicted model, not a curated record. Gene Ontology annotation, molecular function: DNA-binding transcription factor activity; DNA binding. NCBI's taxonomy places the organism in Eukaryota, Viridiplantae, Streptophyta, Magnoliopsida, Poales, Poaceae. Gene Ontology annotation, biological process: regulation of DNA-templated transcription.
UCUGCUGCUCAUCUACCUACCUACUGCCUCCAUUCCCACCACAGCUAGCUUCAGCUUUUAGCUAAGCUCUACUUCUCUCCCGAGCUAAGCAUCUUCUUGAUUUCUCGGUGAUCGGAUUCGGAUGGACAGCGCGAGAAGCUGCCUCGUGGACGACGUGAGCAGCGGCGCGUCCACGGGCAAGAAGGCCUCUCCGUCCCCGGCCGCGCCGGCGACCAAGCCGCUGCAGCGCGUGGGCAGCGGGGCCAGCGCGGUCAUGGACGCGCCGGAGCCCGGCGCCGAGGCGGACUCCGGCCGCGUCAGCAGGCUGCCGUCCUCCAAGUACAAGGGCGUGGUGCCGCAGCCCAACGGGCGCUGGGGCGCGCAGAUCUACGAGCGCCACCAGCGCGUCUGGCUCGGCACCUUCACGGGGGAGGCCGAGGCUGCGCGCGCCUACGACGCGGCGGCGCAGCGCUUCCGCGGCCGCGACGCAGUCACCAACUUCCGCCCGCUCGCCGAGUCCGACCCGGAGGACGCCGCCGAGCUCCGCUUCCUCGCUGCCCGCUCCAAGGCCGAGGUCGUCGACAUGCUGCGCAAGCACACCUAUCCCGACGAGCUCGCUCAGUACAAGCGCGCCUACUUCGCCGCCGCUGCGGCGUCCUCCCCUACAUCGUCCUCGGUGCCUCCCGCCUCGUCGCCCUCUUCGGCGGCUGCGCCCUCGCCGGCGGCGCGGCGCGAGCACCUGUUCGACAAGACGGUCACGCCCAGCGACGUGGGGAAGCUGAACCGGCUUGUGAUACCGAAGCAGCACGCCGAGAAGCACUUUCCUCUCCAGCUUCCUUCCGCCGGCGCCGCCGUGUCCGGCGAGUGCAAGGGCAUGCUUCUCAACUUCGACGACUCGGCCGGCAAGGUGUGGAGGUUCCGGUACUCGUACUGGAACAGCAGCCAGAGCUACGUGCUCACCAAGGGCUGGAGCCGCUUUGUCAAGGAGAAGGGCCUGCACGCCGGCGACGCCGUCGGGUUCUACCGCUCUGCCUCAGGCAGCAACCAGCUCUUCAUCGACUGCAAGCUCCGGUCCAAGACCACGACGAUGACGACGACUUUCGUCAACGCGGCGGCCGCCCCGUCGCCGGCACCCGUGAUGAGGACCGUGCGACUCUUCGGCGUCGACCUUCUCACGGCGCCGGCGCCGAGUCACGCGCCCGAGCACGAGGAUAGCAGCAUGGUGCCCAAGACAAACAAGAGAUCCAUGGACGCCAGCGCAGCGGCCACACCGGCGCACGCGGUCUGGAAGAAGCGGUGCAUAGACUUCGCGCUGACCUAGCUAGCUAGCGUUUUUCCUCCAUGGUUGCUUUGCUUGCUUCCAAAUUGCCAUGGUAGUAGCUUAGAGCUCUUGAUCGAUCCAAGUGUUUGCCUUUUUUCCCUCUUCUUCUCAUACACAAGUUAGCUCUAAAUCCAGUCUUCUUUAAUUAAUCUACUGUAAAUUAAGCCCGUUCUCGAAAUGGCAAGUGUUCACCGAAGAAA